Messenger RNA from Saimiri boliviensis boliviensis (Bolivian squirrel monkey), 1145 nucleotides. It is a transcript of the gene TEX52, whose product is annotated as testis expressed 52. The record is from RefSeq and is a predicted model, not a curated record. Lineage: Eukaryota; Metazoa; Chordata; Mammalia; Primates; Cebidae.
AGAAUGGCCAGUAACCAGCAAAGAUCACUCAGAGGGCCAAGUCACCCACCUCAUGUGGAAGAACCAUUCCUGCAGAUGGUCCAGGCCAGUGAGAACCUCCUGCCCUCCCAGACGUGGGCUCAGCGUGAGUUCUUCCUCCCCGGUGAGUCCUGGGAGUUCCCUGGCUUCACCCGGCAAGCCUACCACCAGCUGGCCCUGAAGCUGCCGCCCUGCACAGAUAUGAAGUCCAAGGUGCGGCAGCGGCUCGUCCACCCUUGGAAGGGUGCCACCCAACACACCUGGGGCUUUCACACGUGGCUCGAUGUGGGCCGUCUGCCUGCCACCUUCCCCACCCGGCCUGACAGGCCCUACGAUAGCAAUGUCUGGCGUUGGCUGACCGACUCUAAGGCCCACCGACGUCCCCCCGCAGAGCACCCCAUCCCCCCUCCCUCCUGGAUGGGGCAAAACAGCUUCCUGACCUUCAUCCACUGUUACUCCACAUUCGUGGACGAGAAUAGGAAGAAGCAGGCGAUUUUCAGGACAGUGAAGGAGUUGAAGGAGGUGGAGAAGCUCAAGUUGAGGAGUGAGGCAAGGGCUCCUCCACUAGAUGCCCAGGGCAACAUCUGGCCUCCGGCGAACUUCAAGAAGUAAGACGGCCCCUCCUCAGGGAGCCCACCCGGCCUGCCCUGCCCAGGUACCAGCACAUAUCCGAUGGUGGGAGGUUUGAACCCCAGGGCCUCCAGCUCAUGCCAAACCCAUUUCCCAAUAAUUUCGCCAGGAGCUGGCCCUGCCCGAACCCUCUGCCUCACUACCAGGAGAAGGUGCUAAAGCUGGCCUUGCUGCCCAGUGCGCCCCUGAGCCAGGACCUCAUAAGAGAUUUCCAAACCCUGAUAAAGGACAGAGUUGCCUUACCCCUCCACCAUCUCUCCAAGGCACAAGCUCGCAACACCCCAAUAAGGAAGAGGAAGAGAAGAACUGAGCACUUCUAGAAAGGCCUCCAGAUGGGUGGGAACCAGAGCCCCAGGCUCCAGUGUUCUCAAUCAAUGCCCCUUCAGCAAGAAGCCCUGGGGUAGCAGAAGGACUCUGACUUCUACAGAACAGCCUCUCCACCACCCUCCCAGCCUCAAGCCACCUCUGUACUCAGGCUAUUGGAGACGCAGUUGAAA